This is a messenger RNA of Daphnia carinata, 572 nucleotides long. RefSeq names its product transcription elongation factor SPT4-like (gene spt4). The transcript is spliced from 4 exons. Gene Ontology annotation, biological process: mRNA processing; chromatin organization; regulation of transcription elongation by RNA polymerase II. Gene Ontology annotation, cellular component: DSIF complex; nucleus. The coding region runs from base 73 to 426 and encodes 117 amino acids. The record is from RefSeq and is a predicted model, not a curated record. NCBI's taxonomy places the organism in Eukaryota, Metazoa, Arthropoda, Branchiopoda, Diplostraca, Daphniidae. Gene Ontology annotation, molecular function: RNA polymerase II complex binding; zinc ion binding.
GAUAGCAGACGUUGUUUCCUCCAAACGUUUCUUUAAAAAAAGCGUUCAGUUUGGCGCCUUAAACAAGCAAAAAUGUCUGUCGACAUUGUUCCUAAAGAUCUUCGUAACAAUAGAGCUUGCCUCGUGUGCUCGUUGAUAAAGACGUUUGACCAAUUUGAAUUUGACGGAUGCGAGAAUUGCGACGAGUUUCUUCGUAUGAAAAAUAACAAGGACAACAUUUAUGACUGCACCAGCACCAACUUUGAUGGAAUGGUUGCACUGAUGAGCCCCGAGGAUAGUUGGGUGGCCAAAUGGCAAAGAAUUAACAGGAAGGUUAAGGGUGUUUAUGCAAUUUCCGUGUCUGGGCGACUACCUGAGACAUUCAUUAGAGAGCUGAAGUCUAGAGGCAUUACUUACAGAUCCCGAGACACAAGCCAACGCCAAUAAUUCUCAUUUUAUUCACCUACCAUAUUUUUUUUUUUUUACACUAAUUUUUUUUUCCAUUCAAUGAACAACUUGUAUUCACACUAUCUGAUGCUAUUAUGUCAUCAUGGUAUCUCUUGGGACAAAUACACCUGAGCUUGCCUGACGAA